Molecule: messenger RNA, 4158 nt
Organism: Amphibalanus amphitrite
Lineage: Eukaryota; Metazoa; Arthropoda; Thecostraca; Balanomorpha; Balanidae
Product: myc-associated zinc finger protein-like
Exons: 2
Coding region: 548-1828 (426 amino acids)
Source: RefSeq, a predicted model, not a curated record
GGGCGGAGUGCGGACGGCUCCGCCGGACACCCCAGUCUGUCCGGAGACGGUGAGCGGGACCGGUGCUCCGGAGACUCCGGCUCAGGAGAGGCGAUUCAGGAGGACCGCAGCGGAGCGGGCACGAGACUCCGGGCGAUUCUGGAGCGGUGUGAGACACGAGACAGCUGCGACCCGCUCGUGGUUCCAGCGCGUGAGACCGUGACCGAGUGGUAGCACGUGCAUAGCGAAAACACCAUACUCCGUGAGUGAGGUUCGUGAGUGAAACAAAACGGAGUGACCCUGCGCGGAGACAUGCGCCAACGUUAACUAUAGCGUGGAAAAGAAAAGUGAAUUGUGUUCUAGACAUUCAGAACCGCGACGAAUCGCGCUACGGUCAAAACAAAGCCAGGUUGUGGUGAAAAAACGGCGUCAAUUCCGAAAUACUUCGCUAGUCCACAGUGAACCAAAUAAGUAAAGCCGAUAGGCGAGGAGUGGCAAGUGUCUCCUGCAGAAGUGUGACAUACAGUGUGGUGAUUUGUGAUCCGUGGGGAGAGCAGGGCAGCCAGCGAUGCGAGUUCGAGCAGCGUUACUAGCCCUGGCCUGCGCGGCGUGGGGAGGCGCUGCCUCACAGCAGGAGCACGUGUCACAGAGCACACACAGCGACUCCAGGGAGAAGCGGCAGGCGCUGCUGAACCCCGGUGCAGGGUCCGGCUGUGCCGACUGGUCGCUUCUCAACUACCUGCUCUACUACUACCUGAUCCAGGCCCAGACGACGGACGCCGCCCAGAUUCAGCACCAGCAGACCGACCAGAUGGCCGCAGCUCUGCUGAAGCUACGCCGGGCGCGCGGCACCGACCCCCUGCCGACCCUGCUCAGCCAGCCGGCCGGCCAGGCGGCCAUCAUCACCCUGCUGCAGAAGGUCACCCAGGGCGACACCGGACAGCUGCUGCUGCUGCUGGCCGACAUCAGAGACCAGGGGCGAGCCGCCGCGCUCGGCGCAGCGCAGGGACUGCGGCAGGGGCAGGGAGGUGUCGGGCCGGGUCUGGGACUGGCUCCCGGCUCACUGGGACAGCAGAGACCGGUGUUCGGUUCUGGUCCCCAGCAGCCGGUGCCAGGUCAGUUCCCGACAGCGCAGCAGCUAGGAGCGCAGCUGGAUCCACUGGCUGGGGCAGGUCAGCCCGGUCUGACUGGACGGAAGGCCGGCGAUCUGCAGGGAAUCUUCGGCCUGAACGGCGUGGGAGCGGAAGCGUCGGGACCUAAGGCUCAGGCACAGAUUUCACAGGCUGAAAGCAAAGCUCAAGCGACGGUGCCCGUCACCAAACCGCCUCCAUCUUCCACACCAACACCACCGCCUCCGCCGCCACCUCCCACCCGCAAACCGACCACCACCCCAAGACCUCGACCCCCUCCGCCACCCCGCGCGCCUCAACCCCGACCUGCGGCCGUUCGGAGCAGUGUACUGGCUCCGAGCACCAGUCUACACGUCACCACAUCUACCCUCGUCACCACCAUCCUCCUCAAGAAGACCAAGACGGUGCCGGCCGUGCGCGGCGACACGCCCACCACUGUCAAGCACGUGCACACGGUGACACACGUGCUGACCGCCACGGGUCUGCAGACGGACACGAUCGUGAUCACGCCGACGUUGGUUAUCUCCGCCGGCACGACUCGUACUGUGUAUGGAGGAGGACCCACGCCGGGCGCCGGUACCGGACGGCGAAGGCGGCGACGGGCUGGUUCUGCGUCACCGCUCCAGCCCAGCGCCCUGGUAGAUGGGAGGGCGAACCAUGCUGAUCACAGUGACUACAGAACGCCGCUCCUGCCGGCACCGUCUCUGGCGCAGUUGUGAGAUAGUGGUAGACGUAGGGGAAGAAGGUGGUGAACCUUCUGUAGGAAUGGUGGCAGGUGUGAGCUGGACGAUAAACGACAGAAAAAGCCCACUCGCUCGUUUGGCCACAAUGAGAGGAAGUUUGUCUUCCUGAGUUGUCUUGUUUUCCCAGUGUGUUUGAGUCACGUCUCUGCAAUGAACUAUGCCAUGGUGCGCAGGCCAAAACGGCAUACUGGAAUGCGGACAUCGUGAGCCCGAACCGCAAGUUGGAACGCCGGAUCGCCAGCUGGCAUCGUCUCACGCACAGCUCGCAAUGCAAGCCGUGUGCACGAUCAGACCUGUGCACUGCACCGUGCACAGAGCGCCGAUAGAAAACAGCGGUCGGCUCGCCCAGGCAUGCACCGUUACAAAUGUGAUUAAUGAGGAGUUAAAUGCGGCGAACGGAUCUGAGGAGAUUGGAGAGCAGCUCGCUUGCGAGUCAACACAUCUCACUGAGUCUUGUGACAACAAUGAUACUGUGGGAGCGUUAUCAGCGUCAUAAACGCCCCACCUGACCAGCUAGUGCGUCAAAAGCACCAGACUGUCUGCAAACCUGGCGACACGACGCGCCAAUGUCCGCUGUUCGACAGCUGUCUGAUGGUCUUCAGCCGAUUGAUCCAGUCCGACAGCAGACUGUCCCACUGCCGGAAUUAGCAACACCCGGCCUCGUUUCAUCAACCCAUUGUCACCGGCACGUAUAAAAGAAUGGAAUAAAACUCGUCAUACAGGACGCAGAGCGCCACUCACAAAGUUCCGGCACUCCUCGGAGUGAGAGUGAGAGUGAGUUCUCCUUGAACGGAUUGCGCGGGAGGGAGAGAGGACUGAAAUACCUCCGAAAGUGAGAGUGAACGGAGGAGGAGCGGCCAACCGAGAGGCUCCGUUACGAGCGCUCUGUGUGACCAAACUGGACUGUAAUUGGAGCGGCCACGCCCGCCGCCGGCCGCUAGGCCACGUGCCAGGACAUUCCAGCGGCUCAGCGGGACGGGGGCGGGGCGGGGGCGGGGGCGGGGGCGGGGCGGGGGCGGCAGACUGUGACGGGUUCCGUGCCGUCUCUGAAGGAUUGUGGGCUGCCAGGGUCGCCGGGACUGCCGGUAAGCCGUAAACACAGCAGUUCUCGAUGUUUGUCAGCCUUCCCGGGCCGUAUAGGAGUGAGACGAACCGGAGAUAGUGACGGAACGACACCUGGCUGAUGUAACGCCGGCGAGACGAUCGUAAAGCGACCACUGCCGUGACGGCAGCCGUCACCAGGUCUGACUGUGACUCCCACCGUGACGGCGUGUGACGAUGUGACGGGGUGUGACGGAGUGCGAUAGAGCUGUUUGUACGGAAAGUGAGCGUGAGUGAGAUAUGUUGAUGUCGUUUCGGUAUGUACCCCAGUGUUCACCGUUCCCGUUCUUAUCUUCCCCGACGACCUUCAGUCCCAGCUGUGACUUGCGACUGACUAGGACAGACACGCGUGUUGUGUCUGUGUCAGACAUGCUGCUUCAAAGUGUCGCGUUACGGUCAUGGUCACAGCAGAUACCCGGGGCGUGGCUGAAUAUCCCAACCUUGGUCGUUCAACCACGCCCCAGCCUUCUCUUUCCUCCGCUAACCACAACGCGCGAACUGCAUGUCCUUCGUUUGCGGCUGAAACGGCUCACAGAGCAGUGCCACGCCCCGACAGGGAGCAGAGCGAAAAGGUCAAGCCCGCAGAACAAGCAAAGCGGCAAAAGUGUUGCGGUAACAAGGGCGCACGCGGGGUCUUUGUUAUUGGAUUAAUACGGCAGCAACCAGCGAGGAAUGUGCAGGAGAGAGGAAAUGUCAAAUCACGAUUGUUCAUUUGAUAUUGUUUGCUCGGGUGCACGGCGUGGGAGCGAGGGCUAGAUUAUGAUAUAGCUCGGUAAUAAUUGCGCUGUUUUUAGUGCCAAUAUUCCAAUUCAUCUGCGCCUUGUCUCAACCUGUGAUAAAAAACCGUCCAUCACCUUCCCACAGCAGAGUGCGUUGCACGAGAACAAGAACACAUUUUAUUCCGAGCUCGCGCCGCAAUGUGAGGUGCGAUGCCAUUCUGGUUCACCUAUUCAUCUUUUAACCCGUGCCUACAGUCAUAUCCAACGGUGGCAGCUCCAUGCAAAUCCUCAACCCGCCCGUCUUCUCGCAGUUCGCACGCCACUGUAUCAAUGCCGUGUGCCGCGCCUUCGUCAGGUCACACUCCUGCCGUGAAGUAUGAGAAGCGUCCCUAGCCUAGCCACUACCCCACGUCCAGGAUUUCUCACUAGGGACCGUUUGGUGUGAACCGCCAAGUACUUCUGUCGUCGAUGUGAAUACAUAUUGGC